AUGCGAGACACCUCCUGGCCACAGCGACUGCAGAGCGUCACAUGGAGAACCGUACGACAGCGGUUCCGCGUUUGGCUGUCCACUGCGUGCUCCAGGUCCAGUACAGGUGGCGGGGGCGCUUUCGCUGAACACCCGCACGACGUUGGAACGGGUGGUUCAGUAAACGGCUCCGUAACCACGAACAGGGACCUGGACUCUGCCUCGACGGAAGCCGGUGCCACGGACCAGAUAGUAGCGAGCGGACUUGCGUCUGUCUUGGGUGUUGGCGAGCGGACGUACCAGGAAGAAGUGUUCGCUCUUUGCGGAGGCGGCCGGGCUCGAGUGCGCCGCCAGCACGCCCAGGGAAAGCUAACCGCUCGGGAGCGGUUGUACCUUUUACUGGAUCGUGGCUCUUUUCAAGAGCUUGAUCGACUGGUCAGUUCAAGAGAGUCCCUCCAUGCAUCGUCUUCGGAUCCGCUUGGAAAACAUCGCACUCCUGGCGACGGCGUUGUGUCGGGCUUUGGACGGAUUCACGGUCGACCUGUGUUCGUUUACAGCCAGGACUUCACCGUUGCUGGUGGCUCUCUUUCCGAAGCCAACGCCGCAAAGAUCUGCAAGGUCAUCGACAAGGCCAUCGAGGUCGGCGCGCCAGUUGUUGCUCUCUGUGAUUCCGGAGGAGCGCGCAUCCAGGAAGGGGUGCGCUCGCUCGCAGGCUACGCAGAGGUCUUCAAACGCAAUGUGUUGGCUUCGGGAUACAUCCCGCAGCUUUCCCUGAUUCUCGGGCCGUGUGCAGGUGGUGCAGUGUACUCACCAGCACUCACGGACUUUGUGCUCAUGAGCAGACGACAUGCACGAAUGUUCGUGACGGGGCCCAGCGUAACGAACGCUGCCCUAGGCGAACAAACAACUGAUGAGGCGCUUGGCGGUGCCGCAGUUCACUGUCGUAUCUCGGGCGUUGCCCAUUUAGACGCCGACGACGAUAUUGCCGUGAUACAACUCGCCCGUGAGCUGCUGUCGUACCUGCCGCAGAAUGCGCGUGUUCCCGCUCCCCAAGUUGUUGUCACCGAGGAUCCCAGCGACCGCGAAGAACCCGUGCUCGAUCGACUGGUACCCUCGGAUGCGCAUACGCCAUACGACAUGCGGGAUGUUCUGAUGCGCCUCGUCGAUGAUGAAGAAUUUCUAGAAAUUCAAACCGAUUUCGCUCCAAACAUGCUAACUGCAUUUGCUCGACUGAACGGUCGCAGUGUGGCAUUGAUUGCCAACCAACCGCUGUGCAUAGCAGGUGCAAUCGAUUCCGACGCUGCCGUCAAAGCAGCACGGUUUGUGCGCUUUGCAGAUGCAUUCGGCAUACCGAUCGUGACGCUGGUUGACGUACCAGGCUUCCUUCCCGGAACGCAGCAAGAGCAUGGCGGCAUCAUCCGACACGGCUCCAAGUUGCUGUAUGCGUACACGGAGGCAACCGUGCCGAAACUGACCAUUAUUUUGCGUAAGGCAUACGGUGGCGCGUACUGUGUCAUGGCAAGCAAGCACCUGCGUGGCGACCUGAACGCAACUUGGCCCUGUGCCCAUAUCGCUGUCAUGGGUAGGGCUGCAGCGAGUCAGAUCCUUCGCAGGCGAGUUGCGUCGACGGAUGCGCUCGAAACUUCGGGUGACACUGAAGCGAGCGAGGAAUCCUCGGUUUCGGUUGCACUCCAGCGUGGCUACGUCGAUGCUGUCGUGCGACCAAGACUGACGCGUCGAUGGCUCAUACACGGGCUAAGCCUCCUAGCGAGCAAAGAGACAGCGGCGUUACGGGAGCCAUGGCCCCCGAAAAAACAUGGAAAUAUUCCCCUGUAA
Cyanidioschyzon merolae strain 10D is the source of this 1815-nucleotide messenger RNA. RefSeq names its product mitochondrial propionyl-CoA carboxylase, beta subunit, precursor. The coding region runs from base 1 to 1815 and encodes 604 amino acids. The transcript has a single exon. Gene Ontology annotation, molecular function: propionyl-CoA carboxylase activity. The record is from RefSeq and is a predicted model, not a curated record. Lineage: Eukaryota; Rhodophyta; Bangiophyceae; Cyanidiales; Cyanidiaceae.